AUAUUUCCUCUGCUACGAUGGUGAGAAUAUUGAUCUACUUCUCAAUGAUUUUUAUGUAUAUUCAAACUGAACUCUUUAGAUGGUUUGUUUUGUAUUCUUCUCUAAACACUAAAAUAAUGUAAAGUAAAUGUGACGUGAGUUUAUCUGUUUACUCCACAGAAACUAAUAGAACACAGAAAUAUCACUUGAUUAGAGAGAUGAAGACCUGGCAGGAAGCUCAGAGUUACUGCAGAGAGAAACACACAGACCUGAUCAGUGGACUGAAGCAGCUACAGGAUGAAGAACUGAAGAAUGUGAUGAAAUCUGCAGACAAGGAUCCAUACUUUGGUCUGUUCAGAGACACCUGGAGGUGGUCAGAUGGAAGCAGUUUCUCUUUCAGACACUGGAAAAAUGAUCUUAACAAUCAGCAACUCAACACUGGUCGAUGUGCCAUGAGUCAGAAUAAUAACGAAGGCAGAUGGAAAACUGACAGCUGUGAUCAGAAGAAACCCUUCAUCUGUUAUAAUGAUAAUUUAAAUAAAGUGAUCCUUAUCAAAGAAAAUAAAACCUGGGAGGAUGCCUUAUAUUACUGCAGAUAUCACUACCAUGACCUGGUCACCAUCACCAACAAGAAUGAGCAGAGAUGGGUCCAGGAGAAAGCCAAGAACGCCUCGACUGAUCAUGUCUGGAUGGGACUGCACUACGCCUGCACUCUGGAUUUGUGGUUCUGGGUCAGUGAUGAGGUGGUCAGCUAUAAGAACUGGGCCUCAGAUGCACCGAUGGAUGACUGUGACAUGUCUGGAGCCAUGGAGACAAGAGGAGAACAUAAGUGGAGAAAGAAAAAUAAUACUGAGGAGUUUAACUUCAUCUGUUCUAAGGAUUAAGUUCUUCUUCUUCUUCAGUCUUCCUUUUUGCUGCAAGUUACUGUUAAAUAAAUAUUUUGCUUUAGGUCAAAUAAUUACUUUAAAUAUAAAAUAUUUUUUAUUCCCAAACCUCGUUAACUGCACUAAAGCCCCUGAAGUGAAACUGGAUUUAAUUUUUCUGGACAGCUUCUUAUAUUGUAAUCCGCCUCGCCAAACCAUCAUAUGUGGCCUGUUGAAUAAUAUCAUUACAUUUAUUAUUAAUAAUCCACCAAUAUAGUGCUCACAUCAAUCAAAGCAUAUGUCCCAUAAUGCACUGCAACUACUACUAGUAACUCAAGGUGGGAGCUGCCCAAGUCCAGCUUGUCAUAACAAACCAAGUUAGCUUCGCUGUGUCGCCAAGUCCACAUUUAGCUGAACGCGUUCAUUUCACUAACUUUGAUUCACAAACACAAAUAAUCUAAAACUUUCUCUUUUGAUCUGUUCUUUUUUAAUGUGGUGAGAGCACCUGCACACAUCCAGAUGGAGCUUAUAAAACCACAGUGU
Messenger RNA from Girardinichthys multiradiatus, 1385 nucleotides. RefSeq names its product C-type mannose receptor 2-like. The transcript is spliced from 2 exons. Lineage: Eukaryota; Metazoa; Chordata; Actinopteri; Cyprinodontiformes; Goodeidae. The coding region runs from base 198 to 863 and encodes 221 amino acids. The record is from RefSeq and is a predicted model, not a curated record.